CUCAACUAAACUGCUCAGCAGCAUCCAGCCCAAACCCUGCACAGUAAAAAUAUAUCAUUGCCAGUACUCUGUGUGCAAGUUCUCAGAUUCCUGUAGUUUCAACAUGGGAAGAAAACUCAGUAGUGCUAGAUGAACUCAGUAAACUCUGCUGUGGAUGCCAGAUGGGCUGUGUUUUUCAGAUACAGUAUUAUGGUAAGCCCAUUUUGUUGCUAUGCUCACUGAGAAUGAGAAUAUUAAUGAGGCUGAAAAGAUCCAGGUUGUUACGUGGGUCUCUUUUCGUGUGUUCAAUGGCUAAUAUUUAACAAUCGUAAAAGCAAUGUUCUGUGAAACAUCUAAUGGCUACACAGUCAGGAUGUAAACAGUUUUGUAACAUGUCUUAAAAUGCUGAGCUCUGAUAGCUUGGGAACACAUUGUUUGAUUCCUUAUGGGUUCAAUCUGAAGGUCUUGCAGUUGUUGCCAUGGCUUUGUUGAAUGAUUUAUGGUGCCAGGUUGGGAUAUAAAGCGAUCAUGCUGCUUUGACUGGGGCAGUAGAAGCAGUUGUGCACACAGAAAGGGAGCCAGAUGGAUUUCGUCUACAACUUUGGUGUGCUGGUUAUACAGCACCUGCAGAACAACUACAGGGAAUAUCAUGACUUCCUCAACUUCAUGUCAACAGUGGGGGACCCUCGCAAUAUUUUCUCUGUCUAUUUCCCCCUCUGGUUCCAUCUCAGUCAUAAUGUUGGCACCAAGAUGAUAUGGGUGGCUGUUGUUGGAGACUGGUUCAAUCUUAUUUUCAAAUGGAUUCUGUUUGGACAGCGGCCUUACUGGUGGGUGCAAGAAACUCACUUCUACCACAAUGAUUCAAUGCCACAGUUGGAGCAGUUUCAUAUAACAUGUGAAACUGGGCCAGGUAGUCCAUCUGGUCAUGCCAUGGGCUCAUCAUGUGUCUGGUAUGUGAUGAUCAUCUCUGCGCUAAACUUUGCCCGACCCUCCAGUGUCUCAACUGUCGGAAAUUUUCAGAGGUUUCGUCUUCUGAGGUCCUGUUUGUGGAUGGUCUUCUGGGUCAUUCAGAUAAGUGUUUGCAUCUCAAGGGUUUUCAUUGCAACGCAUUUCCCACAUCAGGUCAUUCUUGGUCUUUUCACUGGUAUGUUGGUUGCUGAGGUGUUUGAUCACAUCCCCUCAGUCUACAACGCAAGCUUGAAAGUGUACCUGCGGGCCAAUGCUUUCCUUUUAUCUUUCGCUGUUUGCUUUUACCUGCUGCUCAAACUGAUGGGCAUCGAUCCUCUGUGGUCAGUGGCUAAAGCCAAGAAGUGGUGUGCUAAUCCAGACUGGAUCCACCUCGACACCACACCUUUUGCUGGUCUGGUGAGAAACCUGGGAGCUCUGUUCGGUCUCGGCCUGGCGGUGAACUCGGAGAUGUUCGUUCAAAGCUGUAAGGGCAAGAAUGGCUACAAAGCUGUAUUUAAGCUCAUGUGUGUUACUGCAACUCUCACAUUUCUGCAGUUGUAUGAUUUCAUCAAAAUGCCAACUCACACUGAGGCUCUGUUUUACUUUCUGUCAUUUUGCAAAAGUGCUUCAAUACCUUUGGGUGUGGUCGCUGUCAUUCCUUACUGUGUUCAUUUGUUGAUCAGAGAUGAGGAGCGGAAGCUAGCUUAGACUAUGGAGGAAAUUUGAAAUUCAGUUACAGUGUUUCAGACACUUUUUAAUUAGCAUUAAAGAAUAUGAAAUGGUUCUGUUGGCAGACAACUGAGUACAUAUGUGAAACCUGUUACAGUUUUUCACUGCACAGUCUCUCAUAAGCACUGAAACUGCAAAAUAGUUACAUUACUGUGUUCAAAUAGUAAAUAUGUUUGUAUUUUGCUUAGUUUGAACAUAAAGUAUGGUAUGUGUCCUGUCUGAGUUUCUGUUGUUUUAAUGUUUUUUGUUUGAUAUUUGCAGUAUAACUAAGUAUAUGUAAGUAAAUGUGAAAGGCUGUUUGGAAUUCAUAGUUUUCUAAUAAAGAGAUUUUUUUGAGAACGUUA
Molecule: messenger RNA, 2000 nt
Organism: Acanthochromis polyacanthus (spiny chromis)
Lineage: Eukaryota; Metazoa; Chordata; Actinopteri; Pomacentridae
Product: glucose-6-phosphatase 2
Exons: 5
Coding region: 562-1635 (357 amino acids)
Biological process (GO): gluconeogenesis; glucose 6-phosphate metabolic process
Cellular component (GO): membrane
Molecular function (GO): glucose-6-phosphatase activity
Source: RefSeq, a predicted model, not a curated record